This is a messenger RNA of Eptesicus fuscus (big brown bat), 860 nucleotides long. RefSeq names its product intraflagellar transport 20 (gene IFT20). Gene Ontology annotation, biological process: centrosome localization; intraciliary transport; protein localization to cilium. Bases 305 to 781 code for a protein of 158 amino acids. Gene Ontology annotation, cellular component: centrosome; Golgi apparatus; intraciliary transport particle B. Lineage: Eukaryota; Metazoa; Chordata; Mammalia; Chiroptera; Vespertilionidae. The record is from RefSeq and is a predicted model, not a curated record. The transcript has 6 exons.
AUAGUGACGUUUUGCGUGUACAGGUCCUGUAGCCGUGGCAGCGGCUGAGGCUGGCGGGCCAGGUACCGCUGCCGCGGGUCGAGAGAGACGCUCUCUGCCAACCUCAGCCUGGGCUGCCGCGCGCCGCCGCUGCGGGGUCGGAAGCUAAACUGUGCUCCUCCAGGGCGGGUACCAUGUUGCACUCAUCUUUGUACCCCCAGCAUCUAGCGAUGUUGGCAUGUAGUAGGCACUCAAGAAAUAUGUGUUGAAUGAACGAUGCCUGUGACGAGCAACUGGACUUUAUUCUUUCCUGACCCUUGAUCCUAUGACACAUCUCCUCCUGGCUGCUACUAUCACUCCUUCAGAGCAGAUCUUCUCUAGAGAACCUGGAAGGGAAACAGCUAUGGCCAAGGACAUCCUGGGUGAAGCUGGGUUGCACUUUGAUGAACUGAACAAGCUGCGGGUGUUGGACCCAGAGGUUACCCAGCAGACCAUAGAGCUCAAGGAAGAGUGCAAGGACUUUGUGGACAAAAUUGGCCAGUUUCAGAAAAUAGUUGGUGGUUUACUUGAGCUUGUUGACCAACUUGCAAAAGAAGCAGAAAAUGAGAAGAUGAAGGCCAUUGGUGCUCGCAAUUUGCUCAAAUCUAUAGCAAAGCAGAGAGAAGCCCAACAGCAGCAACUCCAAGCACUAAUAGCAGAAAAGAAAAUGCAGCUCGAAAGGUAUCGGGUUGAAUAUGAAGCUUUGUGUAAAGUAGAAGCAGAACAAAAUGAAUUUAUUGACCAAUUUAUUUUUCAGAAAUGAACUGAAAAUUUCAUUAUAUAGCAGGAGGGCAGAAAAACAAAAAACCUCUGUACCAUUCCAGUGACUUUGACUAAUGACC